Molecule: messenger RNA, 1444 nt
Organism: Gilbertella persicaria
Lineage: Eukaryota; Fungi; Mucoromycota; Mucoromycetes; Mucorales; Choanephoraceae
Exons: 5
Coding region: 262-1413 (383 amino acids)
Molecular function (GO): oxidoreductase activity
Source: RefSeq, a predicted model, not a curated record
CUUGCGUUUUCCAUGUAUAAUCCUGAGAAAAUCUUGCAAGCUGGCUGUUUCGAAAGUACAGUUUUUAGUUAUCUUGUGUAUGUUUGUAGACGGUAUAAUUGUGUUAAGAAGUGUAUAUUCAAUCAUCGAUUGGUUCUUUUGAAGAUCACACACGCUUGUAGGAUUAGAGUUCCGAUGAUAUAUUGAGCAUAAAAAGGGCAUGAAUAUUUUUUCUUUUGCUCCUUAACUUCUCUUUCUUUCUUUUUCCCUCAAGAAAAUAAAAUGCCUUUCACUUUGAAGCCUAUUGAACCCACAGCCCGACAAUCUGGUGUUGACUUUGGUGCUAUUAUUGAAGACAUUGACUUGGAAGCUAUUUCUCCUGAAGAUUUUGAUAAACUAUUUGAAGCUGUGUAUACAUAUCAAGUUGUUUGUGUUAGAAAUCAGGGCCAUGUCAGACCCCAAACACAAUACGAAUUAACAAAGCGCUUUGAUCCACAAAACAUUGAUCUUUAUGGUCAUGGCUCCAUGCAUCGUGCGAACCAGUCUGUCAUUGCUCGUGAUAUUUCACCUUUACCUGAAGUGCCUCAAGUUCAGUUGUUAGGAAACGGUGUUGUUAAGAACCACUUUGGCAUUGAGGAGCGCAAAUUAACUCACCCUAGUCACACUGUAUUUCAUAAAGAUUGUUUGACAAAGGAGCAAAUGGAUGCUGGUCAAACCCGCUUUUAUCGUUGGCAUAUGGAUGCUGCUCUGUACAAACUCAAUCCUCCUAAAAUAACCACCUUAUUUGGUCGUAAGAAUCCUGAAUCCAGACGAGAAAUUGUUCGAUACGAUGAUGGCACAGAUGAUCAGCUUGAAGUUCAAUUGGGCACUACUGCAUUCAUUUCUGGCCAAAAAGCCUUUGAAAUCUUACCCCAAGACCUUAAGGAACUCGCAUUUAAGACUCAAGUCAAGUAUGCUGCACACCCUUAUUUAUGGAUGUCUAAAGCCAAAGCCCGUUCUACUGGCCUGGGUAUGGUCUCUGAAGGUAAAGAACUCAGCAAAGAAGAAUUACCUGAAAUCAACGAAGAAGACAUCAAGGUUUAUCCAAUGUUGUGGAAGAACCCCGUGACAGGUAAAAUCCAUUUCCAAGUUCAUCCCGCUGCCGUUGAAGAUUUGAUAAUCGAUGGCAAACCAAUGAAUGACCUAGAAAAAGUAAGAGAUUUGUUAUACAAGAUGCAACGACCAGCCAUUAGUCCUGAAAACGUCUAUGCUCAUGAAUGGAAGGAUGGUGAUUUUGUUAUUUUCCAUAACCGUGGUGUUCUUCAUUCAGUCGUCGGUUCACUUAAGGAUACUGAUGAAAGAGUGUUUCAUCAAUGUAACAUUGCAAGUGCAGAUGCACCUAUUCCAGUCACUCAAGAAGAUUUCGCGCCUUAUUUAACACAAGCUUCGGCUUAAAUAAACUUAAUUGUCUGUUUAUGUAAUAUUU